AUGGCAUUCAAAGACAGUACAAAAAAGAGUGAGAAACAAAAACAAUCUCCAAGUGAAAUUAUAGCAGAUAUUCCACCUCUGAAAGAUGUCAAAUUUAAUUCUAUGAAAGCUCUUCAUCGCCUGCCAGCUGUCAAUCUACCUAAUAAUAUUGAUCCACAGAGUCCAUAUGCUCUAUUCUCUCUCUAUAUCUCAGAGGCAGAUAUUCAGAAUAUUACAAGCUCCACCAAUGCCUAUGCAGAGAUACAGAUCUCAAGGAAUCCAGCUCUCAAUCCUUGA
Messenger RNA from Histoplasma capsulatum G186AR, 276 nucleotides. RefSeq lists its product as uncharacterized. The coding region runs from base 1 to 276 and encodes 91 amino acids. The transcript has 2 exons. The record is from RefSeq and is a predicted model, not a curated record. NCBI's taxonomy places the organism in Eukaryota, Fungi, Ascomycota, Eurotiomycetes, Onygenales, Ajellomycetaceae.